UUGCGCUUUUGUUAUCGCUGGAUCAGCUGUUCGUCGCAAAUAAACGACUGAGCAUUUUGUUUAAAGAUGCGUUUGUACUGUCUGAGUGGAGACUUGGCCAAGCCAUGCUACAUCAUCACCUUCAAGGGUCUGCGCAUAAUGUUGGACUGUGGCCUGACGGAGCAGACAGUGCUGAACUUUUUGCCGCUUCCCUUUGUACAGAGCCUGAAGCUGUCCAAUUUACCCAACUAUGUGCAGACCACUGACCAUGAUCCUCAUAUGGAUGGCGAACUGAAAGAGUGUUGCGGUCGUGUAUUUGUGGACUCGGUGCCAGAGUUCAAUUUACCAAUGGACAAAAUGAUGGAUUUUAGCGAAGUGGAUGUAAUACUCAUCUCUAAUUAUCUUAACAUGCUGGCACUGCCGUACAUUACGGAGAACACUGGAUUUAAGGGCAAAGUUUAUGCAACGGAGCCAACACUGCAGAUUGGCCGCUUUUUCCUUGAGGAGCUGGUGGACUACAUUGAGGUGUCGCCCAAGGCCUGCACAGCGCGUGUGUGGAAAGAUAGGCUGCAUCUGCUGCCAAGUCCGUUGAGUGAAGCCUUUCGUGCGAAAAAGUGGCGCACUAUCUUUAAUCUAAAGGAUGUGCAAGGCAGCUUGUCCAAAGUGACCAUAAUGGGCUACGACGAGAAGCUGGAUAUACUUGGUGCCUUUAUAGCGACACCUGUUAGCUCCGGAUACUGCUUGGGUUCCAGCAAUUGGGUGCUGAGCACAGCGCACGAGAAGAUUUGUUAUGUGAGCGGCUCCUCAACUCUGACCACACAUCCGAGGCCCAUUAACCAGUCGGCACUAAAGCAUGCGGAUGUUUUGAUAAUGACAGGACUAACUCAGGCGCCUACGGUGAAUCCCGAUACCAAGCUGGGCGAGCUAUGCAUGAACGUUGCAUUGACAAUAAGAAAUAAUGGGUCCGCUUUAAUACCUUGCUAUCCAUCUGGCGUCGUAUAUGAUUUGUUUGAAUGUCUUACGCAAAAUCUGGAGAAUGCUGGACUCAAUAAUGUGCCCAUGUUUUUCAUAUCACCCGUGGCGGACAGUUCGCUGGCCUACUCCAACAUCUUGGCGGAAUGGCUGAGCUCGGCAAAGCAGAACAAGGUUUAUCUGCCUGAUGAUCCUUUUCCACAUGCCUUCUAUUUGCGCAACAACAAGCUGAAGCACUAUAACCAUGUGUUCUCGGAAGGAUUUAGCAAGGACUUUCGGCAGCCCUGUGUUGUGUUUUGUGGUCAUCCUAGUUUACGCUUUGGCGAUGCUGUGCAUUUUAUUGAAAUGUGGGGCAAUAAUCCAAAUAAUUCCAUUAUUUUCACUGAGCCCGACUUUCCUUAUCUGCAAGUAUUGGCGCCGUUUCAGCCGCUGGCCAUGAAGGCUUUCUACUGUCCCAUAGACACCUCACUUAACUAUCAGCAGGCCAACAAGCUGAUCAAGGAGCUUAAGCCCAAUGUGCUGGUCAUACCGGAGGCCUACACAAAGCCACAUCCUUCAGCGCCCAAUUUGUUUAUCGAACAGCCAGACAAGAAGAUCAUUACAUUCAAGUGCGGUGAGAUUAUCAGACUGCCGCUUAAGCGUAAGCUGGAUCGCGUCUACAUUGCAUCUGAGCUGGCGCAGAAGAUAGUGGCGCGUGAGGUGGCCAAUGGUGUGUCGCUAUCCACGCUCACGGGCGUGCUGCAGGUCAAGGACAAGGUGCACUGCAUUCAGGCUUGCGCAGAGAGUAUCAAAGUGGAUCCCAGCUCGAGCAGCGUCAGCAAUCCAGCGCCUACAAAGGAGGAUGUGCUGAAGAAUGUCAAGUAUGAAUACGGUAGCAUUGAUGUGGACGCGCUGCUGAAGCGUCUGGCGCAGGACGGCUUCUCCAAUAUCAAAAUGGAUCGCACUGGUGGCUCGCUAACGCUGCAGCUAAUAAACGAGGAUACGACAAUUAAAUUUGAGGACAAUGAAACGCACAUAAUAUGCGGUGGCAAGCCGACGACGCGACUAAAGCUACGCGACACUUUGCUGAAAUGUUUGCAAAGCUUUUAAGUACUAGUAUUUUGUAUUAUUAAGUCAUAAACUUAGAAAUCGUAAAACAAACA
This is a messenger RNA of Drosophila busckii, 2093 nucleotides long. RefSeq names its product integrator complex subunit 9 (gene IntS9). The transcript has 3 exons. Gene Ontology annotation, biological process: snRNA processing. NCBI's taxonomy places the organism in Eukaryota, Metazoa, Arthropoda, Insecta, Diptera, Drosophilidae. Bases 67 to 2040 code for a protein of 657 amino acids. Gene Ontology annotation, cellular component: integrator complex. The record is from RefSeq and is a predicted model, not a curated record.